Messenger RNA from Sebastes umbrosus (honeycomb rockfish), 522 nucleotides. RefSeq names its product coiled-coil domain-containing protein 106-like. Gene Ontology annotation, cellular component: nucleoplasm. The transcript is spliced from 2 exons. The annotation marks the transcript as partial. NCBI's taxonomy places the organism in Eukaryota, Metazoa, Chordata, Actinopteri, Perciformes, Sebastidae. The record is from RefSeq and is a predicted model, not a curated record.
GAAUCUCACUCCAGGUCAGACUCAGAUAGCUGUGAUUCUUCAAUUGAGAGAAAGAAGAAGAAGGAGAAGAAGAAGAAGAGGAAGUUCCAGAAAGAUUCAGACUCAGAAUCAGAUAGCUCCUAUUCUUCAGUUGAGAAGAAGAAAAGGUAUUUAAAGAAGGAGAAGGAGAAAAAAAGCAAAAAAGAAAGAAAACAUCACUGCCGUCAGCGGGUAAGCGAACCAUCUGAGGUGGUGCGCCGAUAUAAGACGGUGCUGGGCAUCUUCCAAAAGGGCAAGACAAUGGCAGAGGCGUUCCACAAGUUUGGAGUGGACCGCAACCCAAUUUCACAAACUGCAGCAAUUGCCGAGCUGGCACUUGCUGCUCCGGAAAAUAUAUGCAGAGCUUGUUCAACAGGUGAAGGGGAGAAACUUUCAGACAUUGCAAAAGAAUGCAGAGGGGCUGUUGAGGCUGAUGAAGAAACCUCAGAAGCCAUAAGGAAAAUGAAGGACAAUAACGACCUUCUGCCAAUGAGAAAUAAUUAA